Rhipicephalus microplus (southern cattle tick) is the source of this 1014-nucleotide messenger RNA. RefSeq lists its product as uncharacterized. Lineage: Eukaryota; Metazoa; Arthropoda; Arachnida; Ixodida; Ixodidae. The record is from RefSeq and is a predicted model, not a curated record.
AUGGCGACCACUGUCGGUAAGUUACCCGAGUUCCAACAAGAGGACGGUAACUUCGAGGUAUACCUGGAGCGGUUCGAAGUAUUUGCCGCGGCCAAUGACAUCGCGGAAGACAAGAAGCUUCCAAUCUUUCUCACGGCUAUAGGUGAGAAUGCCUACGUCACGCUUCGGAGCUUGCUGCUGCCUAAAACACUAGCUAAGACGGCAUUCACGGAGGUUGUUGACGUUCUGAAGAAGCAUUACGCUCCCAAGCGCUCCGUGGUCACCGAAAGGUAUCGUUUUUACCAGCGAAAGCAAGAGCCGCAUGAGACUGUCGCAGAAUUUAUAGUCGAAUUGAAGAAACUCGCGGCAACAUGCGAAUUCGGUGCCUUUUUGACCGAAGCAUUGCGUGACCGGCUCGUCGCUGGAAUACGUACCGAGGGAGUACGAUGCAGGCUAUUGGCAAUGCCAGACGAGGAAGUAACGUGGGAACGCGCAUGCAGCGUAGCCAUGGCCAUGGAAGCGGCAACACAAGACACGAAAGAAAUGCUGCAAACCAGUUCUAAAGGAGCAGCUGUAGAAACGGAGGACAUCUACUGGCAACAGAAAAUCUCACAACCGAGUAAAGCACCUUCGAGGGAAGCGCCGACGCAGUCCAGCUGGGACAAGGAAAAUGGGGCAGCGAAAGAACAAACGAAAAGAAUGUGUCACCGAUGCGGAGGACAGCAUUCACCCGAGCCAUCAGUGCCGGUCUCCGACCCCGGCCAGGUCUUGCCCUGGUCGGCCAGUCGCCCUGCUGAAUCGGUACCACUAGAGUGUUUCCUCAAGAACAGCGUAAGCAGUUUGCCUGUCGCGCUUGUGCCCACUGAUGGUGGAGCCAUUCGGUUGAGUGAAACGGAGGUGUUUCAAGAAGAACUUCGCAACAUAAGCGGUCAUCUUCUGGACAUCUCAGAGGUCCUCAUUGAGAUGUGCGAGUUGCGGUGGGGCACAUGCCGCAUCAAAUCGUCAGGUAGACAACUGCAGGUGUUGCCUAUGUGA